Messenger RNA from Botrytis fragariae, 207 nucleotides. RefSeq lists its product as uncharacterized. The coding region runs from base 1 to 207 and encodes 68 amino acids. The record is from RefSeq and is a predicted model, not a curated record. The transcript has a single exon. NCBI's taxonomy places the organism in Eukaryota, Fungi, Ascomycota, Leotiomycetes, Helotiales, Sclerotiniaceae.
AUGGCCGACAAUACGUUCAUCCCAGUUUCAGACGCCAUAAAGCAAAAGCUUUCUGAAGGAAGAAUUUUAGAGCCCUACACCUUCGCCGAGAUAGACCGCACCUUGCCUUCUCGAUUCCUACGUGGCAGCGAUUGGAUAUUUCAACCUCUCUCAAUCACUCCUCCAUCUAUGUUAGAACAAACAUCUAACGUUUUGAAGGACGCCUGA